Messenger RNA from Closterium sp. Naga37s-1, 1086 nucleotides. NCBI's taxonomy places the organism in Eukaryota, Viridiplantae, Streptophyta, Zygnematophyceae, Desmidiales, Closteriaceae. The record is from the annotation of a GenBank genome assembly.
AUGGUCCAAGAAUUUGGGCUCACAGAAAAGCAAGAAGACAUUGGAUAUUUCGCAGGUCUCCUUGCCUCCAGCACAUUCGUUGGAAGCCUUCUCUCAAGCUUUUUGUGGGGAUCAUUGUCAGAUCGAAUUGGAAGACGACCUAUUCUUUUGAUGACACAGCUGAGUACGUUAAUCUGCGGGUUACUGUUUGGAUUCAGCACUUCUUACCGAAUGGCGAUGUUUGCAAGAUUUCUGGACGGCUUUUUCAGCUCAAUUGGAGUUGCUAAAACGUCGUUAUCUGAGAUUACCAACGACACCAACCAGGCGAAGGGGUUUUCUAUAAUUGGAGUAUGCUGGGGAGUCGGCCUACUGUUGGGCCCUGCAAUUGGAGGAUUGCUGUGCCUUCCUUCGCAGAAAUAUCCAGAUGUUUUCCCACCAAAUGCCAUUUUUGACCAUUUCCCGUUUGCAUUACCGUGCCUGGUGGUUGCAACCGUCACAACAACUGGACUUGUUGUUUCCCUGUUCAUGCUUCCUGAAACACGGCCUCGUGUCAAGUCAAUUAAUGAAGUGGAGUUGGGCGUCGUAGACAGCAUUGAGCGUUUCGAAGUUGAAAAAUGUUUCAAGGAAAACAUCGACUCUCCUUCCUCAGUUCUCGAUCUCACUGAUUCCGACAAAAUGGAAUUGAGAGUUGGCGUGGACUGCAAAAAACAGCUAGACUUUGAGAAAGAGGCUUUGCUAACAGGAAAGCCAGAGGAAGUCAGCACGACUUUAAGUGAUGAGCUCUUUCGGGUUGACACAGUCUGCUCCGUCUUGAUCUAUGACCUUUUGGGCCUCGUCUAUGUUGCUUAUGAUGAACUGUUCCCACUCUGGUGCUUAUCUCGCUGGAACCUUGGUGGUCUUAAUCUUGGAUCAAAUGAAGUUGGACUUGCUCAAACAGCCGGAGGGGUGUCACUGAUUCCAUUUCAGCUCUUCGUUGAGGGUUGUUGGCACAGAUCGCACAAAGCUUCUAAUCGCCAUAAUGUCUGUCCAGAUGCUUCGAAGCGUAGCAUCCCUGUGCUCCUUCACAUCUGUUUUCAUUCUUAUUUCGAACAGCGUCAAGCGUUCUGA